AUGAUCAGCGUUCAUGGCUCAGCCAAUGAGAAGCUGCGGGGGGCGGGGCAUAGAGUCAGCCUGCAACACAACAGAGUCCUCUUCAAACGGAAACCAGGACCAGGACCGGCAGCACACAGCGGAAUGGAGCAGAACCAGGACCCGGAGGACUCCAGUAGACCAGCAGCAGGCUCUGAUAGCACCGAUGUUCAGUUCCUGGUGUUGGUCUGUUCUCUUAAAGCCUCCUGUGACUCCCUCACUGUCACAGCCAAUGAGAAGCUGCGGGGGGCGGGGCAUAGAGUCAGCCUGCAACACAACAGAGUCCUCUUCAAACGGAAACCAGGACCAGGACCGGCAGCACACAGCGGAAUGGAGCAGAACCAGGACCCGGAGGACUCCAGUAGACCAGCAGCAGGCUCUGAUAGCACCGAUGUUCAGGAAGGAAGAGAGAGACUCAAACGGCACCACUGUCAGCUCUGUGACAAAACCUACUCAACAGCUGGAAGUUUAAAGGUUCAUCUCCGCAUCCAUACUGGAGAGAGACCUUACAGCUGUCACCAGUGUGGGAAUGCUUUCAGUCAACUACAGAACCUGAGAAAUCAUCUCCACAUCCACACUGGAGAGAAACCUUACAGCUGUGACCAAUGUAUGAAGACUUUCAAUCAGAAACACCACCUGAGAUAUCAUCAACGCAUCCACACUGGAGAGAAACCCUACAGCUGUGACCAUUGUGGGAAUGCUUUCAGUCGACUACAGAACCUGAGAAGUCAUCAACGCAUCCACACUGGAGAGAAAACUUACAGCUGUGACCAAUGUGGGAAUGCUUUCAGUCAAAUACAGAGCUUGAGAGAUCAUCAACGCAUCCACACUGGAGAGAAACCUUACAGCUGUGACAAGUGUGGGAAUGCUUUCAGUCGACUAGGUAGCCUGAGAAGUCAUCAACGCAUCCACACUGGAGAGAAACCCUACGGCUGUGACCAGUGUGGGAAUGCUUUCAGUCAACUACAGAACCUGAGAAGUCAUCGACGCAUCCACACUGUAGAGAAACCUUACAGCUGUGACCAGUGUGGAAAAACUUUUUCUCACAGUUCUAACCUUGAAGUCCACCGACGCAUCCACACUGGAGAGAAGCCAUACUGGUGUGACCAAUGUGGGAAAAAAUUUUCUCACAAUAAUAGCCUUGAAUUCCACCGACGCAUCCACACUGGAGAGAAGCCGUACUGGUGUGACCAAUGUGGGAAAACCUUUUCUCAGAGUUCUCACCUUAAAACUCACCAACGGGUUCACACUGGAGAGAAACCCUAGUGGUGAGGCUAAGGCAGGAAAACUUUUUCUCUGAGUGGUAGUUUUUUUGAAACAGCUGGAAAUUUAAAGGUUCAUCUCCGCAUCCAUACUGGAGAGAGACCUUACAGCUGUGACCAGUGUGGGAAGACUUUCAAUGAAAAACAGAGCCUGAAAAAACAUCAACGCAUCCACACUGGAGAGAAACCCUAUGGCUGUGACCAAUGUGGGAAUGCUUUCAGUCGACUACAGAGCCUGAGAAUUCAUCAACGCAUCCACACUGGAGAGAAACCUUACAGCUGCGACCAAUGUGGGAAUGCUUUCAGUCUACUACAGAGCCUGAAAAAUCAUCAACGCAUCCAUACUGGAGAGAAACCUUACAGCUGUGACCAAUGUGGAAAAACUUUUUCUCACAGUGUUAGCCUUGAAUACCACCGACGCAUCCACACUGGAGAGAGGCCGUACUGGUGUGACCAAUGUGGGAAAACCUUUUCUCAGAGUUCUAACCUUAAAACUCACCAACGGGUUCACACUGGAGAGAAACCCUAGUGGUGUGACUAAGGCAGGAAAACUUUUUCUCUGGAUGGUAGUUUUUUAGAAAAAAUAAAAGUUGUUAGAGCAUUAUUCGUACCCUUUUUUCUUUUUAAUAUCCACAUCAUAAGAUUGUUUUAAGCCUUCAAUAAAAACAGAUUGCUCAUUGUGCUGUCUGAUUAAAGUUCCUGGUGUUGGUCUGUUCUCUUAAAGCCUCCUGUGACUCCCUCACUGUCGCAGGUAGGAAACUCUUUGGGAUAGGCUCAAUGUUUUAUGUGAAACUUUUGAUGCUGAACUGAACAUUUUUACAGUUGAAUUAAACAGAAAAUGUCCAGCUGGAAACCACAUCAUCCCUCAAAUUGUUCUUUGUCCUGAAUUAAUGAACCAAGAGAGGAGAAGAAACAGCAGCUCAUGCAUGUCUAAAGCAUUAUUUGUGUGUUUUUAUACCAAUAUCCUC
This is a messenger RNA of Centropristis striata (black sea bass), 2248 nucleotides long. RefSeq names its product zinc finger protein OZF-like. NCBI's taxonomy places the organism in Eukaryota, Metazoa, Chordata, Actinopteri, Perciformes, Serranidae. The transcript is spliced from 4 exons. The record is from RefSeq and is a predicted model, not a curated record. Gene Ontology annotation, molecular function: RNA polymerase II cis-regulatory region sequence-specific DNA binding; DNA-binding transcription factor activity. Bases 1 to 1284 code for a protein of 427 amino acids. Gene Ontology annotation, biological process: regulation of transcription by RNA polymerase II.